AUGAAUUCUCUACGCGUUAGACACCUGGAAAAUGCACUGAUACAAUAUGAGAAGAUUGGAAAUGGCCGAAUGGCCCUGGACUAUUUCUUGAGAUAUUAUUUUUACUCUAACAAAUUGACCAGCUCAUCUAAAGGAUGGAUUUCCGAUCAGAUUUACCAUAUUUUCCGCUGGAAAUCCUUAAUAGAAUAUGCGACAUCACCUCCACACUCCUGGCCCAGUCUUUUACGCACUUAUUUAGUAGACCAAAGAUGGAGAAGUCUUACAGCAAAUGAAUCCAUUCCUACUAAUAUUAGAUGCUCGGUACCCAGAGAAUUAUUUGAAAAACUUGAAUUUUUAUAUGAAAAUAAACGGGCUGUUCACAUUUGCAAUGUGAUAAAUGAAAAACCAGUUACCUAUCUAAGAGUCAAUGUUAAUAAGACAAGUAGAGAUAGAAUUUACAAGCAUUUGUUGCACAAGGGUGUGAGAGUCGAAAAAUGCGCAGAAUCUGACUGUGGACUAAUAGUUUCCGAAAAAAAAUGUCUUUUCGAAACGCCUGAAUAUCGUAAUGGAUUAGUUGAAAUACAAGAUGAAUCGACACAACUUGCCGCUAAACGAGUCUGUGUGAUGCCUGGAGAUCAUGUUAUGGAUUACUGUGCUGGAACUGGCGGUAAAAGCGUUUUAAUUGGCCAAAAUAUGACCCAAAAGGGUAGAUUAUAUCUGCAUGAUGUUAAUCAAAACUUUUUACGCAUUGCUAAACGGAGAUUACGACGCGCCGGUAUUACUAAUUAUCAUAUUUUGGACCCCAAUUUUGAAUUGAAGAAUUUGAAGAACAAAAUGAAUUGGGUUAUAGUAGACGUACCAUGUACGGCAAGUGGCGCUUAUCGCAGAAACCCGGAAAAUAAAUGGCAUUAUACGCCUAAAAAAUUGGAUACACUGGUUGUUAAGCAGCGGGAGAUUUUUGAAAAUGCUUUAUAUUACCUUAAGCCCGGAGGGAAACUAUUAUACAUCACGUGCAGUUUGUUUAAGGAUGAAAAUGAGGCGCAAGUUGAUUAUUUUUGCAAGCGUUUUGACAUGGAACUAUGCGAACCAUCGUUGUUUGAACUACCACAAUCGAAGGGUAGGGAUGGAUAUUUUGUAGCAAUUCUCACAAGAUAG
Messenger RNA from Babesia microti strain RI, 1134 nucleotides. RefSeq names its product NOL1/NOP2/sun family. Lineage: Eukaryota; Apicomplexa; Aconoidasida; Piroplasmida; Babesiidae. Bases 1 to 1134 code for a protein of 377 amino acids. Gene Ontology annotation, cellular component: nucleolus. The record is from RefSeq and is a predicted model, not a curated record. Gene Ontology annotation, molecular function: rRNA (cytosine-C5-)-methyltransferase activity. The transcript is spliced from 6 exons. Gene Ontology annotation, biological process: rRNA base methylation; maturation of LSU-rRNA.